Messenger RNA from Melanaphis sacchari, 2467 nucleotides. RefSeq lists its product as uncharacterized. Lineage: Eukaryota; Metazoa; Arthropoda; Insecta; Hemiptera; Aphididae. The coding region runs from base 191 to 1771 and encodes 526 amino acids. The transcript is spliced from 4 exons. The record is from RefSeq and is a predicted model, not a curated record.
ACUCGGGACGCAACAGCGCGUUUGACAUAAUACUACAUAACGAGCACGACUACGCAGACGACGCUCUCGCGUAUUAUUAUUAUUAUUUUUUUUUUUACAUUUUCAUCCGGCGUGUUCGUUUUCAUGGCCCGCGAUCGGCACACUGUCCGCGGAUAACUACUUCUCUAUACUGCGACUAAAAUACGCUGUGAUGAUAUUACUACACUGCUUGGCAUGCUUAGUCGCUGCCGCCAUGGGCGCGGUGUUGCCACCACCUUGGGCGGAUCCGUCUCAGAAUCCGUGCGCCGCAGAACCAUCGGGUGGAUGGCAGCUGCUCUACUGGCCGGACGAUAAAAAAUGUUACCGGAUAUUCCAACGUGGGUAUCCGUGUCCGGAAACGAUGGAACUAGUGCCGCGUCCGGAUCGCAAGGGUUCCGCGGAAUGUGCGUGUCCGCCCGGCAGCGUCCGUAGCAAUCGCGAUUCCCGUUGCCAUCAGCUGUUCCGACUCGGUGGUCCCUGCGACGACGGCCAAUACUUUGCUCCUGACCUGGACAGAGAUGACCGGGAAAGGUGGGGAAAAUGUGAAGAUCCAUUACCGUGCGCGGAAAAAGACGAACUGUUUUGGCCCAAAGAUAAGCGAUGCUACCGCAAGCAUUCCAGAGGACCAUGCACCGAAGGACAGCUAUUGGUGCCUAAUGCCAUGAACAACUUAAUUGGUGACUGCCGAUGUGAAAACGUUCCAGAAUUGGCAACUUACUUUUGGGCACCCGCAGGCACGUGUCACGAACACUACACGAUGGGGCCGUGUCAGGAACGCGGUGGCAUAUUCCUUCCGGGCGGCCAGUGCGGAUGUGACCCGUCGCUGCCGCACUUCCACAACGGCACGGGCAAGUGCUACCAACUGGGCGGUAUUGGACCCUGUUCCCCGGGUCACCAGUUUCUGGUGCCCGCCGGCGGUUCCAAGGCCGAGUGCACGUGCAAAGAGGGCCACAUCAAGUGGUUCGGCGACGGCGCGUGCUACAGGCCGUAUACGCGCGGGCCGUGCGCCGCCGGUAACAUGUACAGCGUGAACACGACGGCCACCGGCAUGGCGGUCGGGUGCGUGGACAUACCGUGCACCGCGGGCAAGCUGUACUUCCCGGGCGGCAAGGCUGUCACCGGGUGGCACGAGGCCCGUGCCGGCCGCCAGAUCGUCCUGUUCCAGGACACGGUCAAGACGUCCAUCGAAGGCGUGUCGUACCUGGGCAUGUGCGGUUGCGCCAACGCGGACGCGGCCGCCGGCACGUUUUACUCGUCGUCGUCGGCGCUAGCGUGCAAGUCGCCGGCCACCACCAGGAAACUGCCGCACCAGCAGCAGGACGUCCGCGGCGCCGGCGCGAGCCCGAGGCGGUCGGACGCGCUGCAAGCGCAGGACCCGUGCGGCCACCGGCGCGGCACCGUCGCCUGGACCGACCUGUCGUGCAAGCAGCUGUACCUGCAGGGGCCGUGCGAGCCCGGCGAAUGGGUGGUGCCGGACCGGGGCAAGGGCACCAGGAAGGGCAGGGGCUGGAAGAUGGGCAAGUGCGAGUGCCGGCCCGGGUUCACGGCCGUGCCGGUGCCCGGCGACGCCAACAACGCCACGGCGUGCCAGCCGCCGACGGUCACGCUGGCCAAGUUCCUAAACAUGAGCGACGAGUUCAAUCACAACCACAAUAACCACAACAACAACGCCACGGCCGACGAACGCGGUGGUGGCGGCAACGUCGACGGCGACGACGACAACAGCAACAACAACGGAGUCCGGACGCGAUGAUCGCCCACAAGUCGUACGUUCAAAACGGACGCACUACUACGUCACACCAUUCGUGCCCUCUGGAAUGUGUGAACUAUAUUAAAUAUAUUAUGCGCAUGCGUGUAUAAAUAUUAUAAUUAUGUCAAGACUGCAAAGUAUAUAUUAUUACAUUAUACGAUACAAUAUAUAAAUAUAUAACGCAAAAUUAUGUUGAAUGUGGUUUGACUUCAGACUUUAUAUGGGGGCCGAUGACAGUUUUAAAUCGGAUUUUUGAGAAAUAGCCGCUAGAAAUUUUUAUUAACUAUAUGUCAUAGUACGCGCGGCGUGCGUUGAUCGUUUCCGACUUGGUCCGUUGUUAUUACUAAUAUCGUACGUAUAAAUAUUUUUAAUUUGUUAACUUAAUUUCUCCGAAAAUAAUCUGCUAUACAUCUCAAUCUUAUCCUCGUCGUGCUUAAUCACAUACGCAUAGUGGCUAUAGUGAUUCCUUUAAAAAUAAACGUUAAUCACCUCGGAAAAUAUCAACGGUUUUGAAAAUAAUAUUGUUUUUUACAGACAUUGAUUACUAAAUUGUAAAAAAUUAAAUAUAUAUAUCAUGAUAUUUUUAUUAUUAUCCUUUUAAAUUUUCACGUUUUUCAAGGACAACAUACACUUUAUGUUUUAAAUUUGAAACCGAAUUCAAUAUUAAUGCACCAUAUUUCGCUAAUUUAUUUUAAUUUA